Molecule: messenger RNA, 4506 nt
Organism: Rana temporaria (common frog)
Lineage: Eukaryota; Metazoa; Chordata; Amphibia; Anura; Ranidae
Gene: PGR
Product: progesterone receptor
Exons: 8
Coding region: 1246-3390 (714 amino acids)
Biological process (GO): regulation of DNA-templated transcription; steroid hormone receptor signaling pathway
Cellular component (GO): nucleus
Molecular function (GO): steroid binding; sequence-specific DNA binding; nuclear steroid receptor activity
Source: RefSeq, a predicted model, not a curated record
GGAAGCGGGGGAAGUUUGGAUGGAUGACAUGACGGGCGCAGCGCCGGAGUGUAUUCUUAUCAAGUGAGAUCCGGGAGAACACAGGAGGCAAUCAGUAUAAAGAAAGCGGCAGAUCUAGGGAGCAGACGCUGGAUGACAGAGCAGAGACAAGCCUGCGAUCUGAUAGCUUGUAGAGACAUCGCCUGGAAUUGCGAUCAGAUCGGAGCCAGUCUGAGGGGUGAGCACUGAGCAGUGCCAGUCUAAAGAGGUGAUCACUGCCAGCCUGAGACGUGAUCAGUGCCAGACUGAGAGGUGAUCAGUGCCAGUCUAAAGAGGUGAUCAGUGCAGCCUAAAGAGGUGAUCAGUGCCAGACUGAGAGGUGAUCAGUGCAGCCUAAAGAGGUGAUCAGUGCCAGACUGAGAGGUGAUCAGUGCCAGACUGAGAGGUGAUCAGUGCCAGCCUAAAGAGGUGAUUAGUGCAGCCUAAAGAGGUGAUCAGUGCCAGCCUAGAGAGGUGAUCAGUGCCAGCCUAAAGAGGUGAUCAGUGCCAGCCUAAAGAGGUGAUCAGUGCCAGCCUAGAGAGGUGAUCAGUGUAGCCUAAAGAAGUGAUCAGUGCCAACCUAAAGAGGUGAGCAGUGCAGCCUAAAGAGGUGAUCAGUUCCAUCCUGAGAGGUGAUCAGUGCCAGCCUAAAGAGGUGAUCAGUGCCAGCCUAAAGAGGUGAUCAGUGCAGCCUAAAGAGGUGAUCAGUGCAGCCUAAAGAGGUGAUCAGUUCCAUCCUGAGAGGUGAUCAGUGCCAGCCUAAAGAGGUGAUCAGUGCCAGCCUAAAGAGGUGAUCAGUUCCAUCAUGAGAGGUGAUCAGUGCCAGCCUAAAUAGGUGAUCAGUUCCAUCCUGAGAGUUGAUCAGUGCAGCCUAAACAGGUGAUCAGUGCCAACCUAAAAAGGUGAGCAGUGCCAACCUAAAGAGGUGAGCAGUGCCAGCCUUGUCUAUGAGCCCCACACCUGGAGAUAUGAGGGCAUUUCCAGGCUUUGUGAGGAUCUACUGAACAUCUGCUGGGCACCAGGACAAUCCAGUGCCAGUCCACCCCACCCAAGGGGAAAGGAAUUGACUAGGGGUAGGAAAGUCCUAGUUUUUAGCCAACUUUGAAUUCAUUUGGAUUUGCACGUUUUACGUAUACUGUCUAGCUAAUGACAUAACUCCUGCUGUUCCAGCUCUUGACGUUUUAGAACACUCUGCCUUGAUGGUACCUUAGUUGGUAAGUCACAACCAUGGAAGAUAAAAGCAAGCAGUGCCUACAGGACCCUAUGUGCCUAGGAAUAGAAUCGAACCAUUACAUAGGUAGCCAUGGAGGACACCAGGUGGACUUCUUGGAGGAGAUGGUGGAUCCUGGGGAAAUUUCAUUGGACAGCCUGAUCUUUCAGAGACCAGAGGAUGAGGUCUCCUAUCAGAAGAAGGGAGGAGGACCAGCAUCCUCUGAUAACAAUGAGCUGGAGAAGGUCCUGGACUCCAUCCUAGACACCUCAUCUUCCAGUCACCUCCACCCAUGGGAUGAUUAUGUCAUUCCGGAAUUCCAGGAAAUCUCUGUGACAUCUGCAGCCUCAACCAAGACCCUUGGUGACCUCACAACUGAUAAAAAGGAGGCUGGCGUUUGGACUGGGGCCACAGAAAAUAGGAGCAUUCCUUCUUUAGUGCCGAAAGAGCAGGACAAAGCCACCCUGGAGUAUAGUAUAGAAGGUCAAUUGGAAGGGAAGGGUAGGAGCCAUGGAGUGUUGACUUCUAGGCAUCCAACUUUUCCACCUGAUGGAAAGAUGCCUAUGUUGCCUGGAAGUGCGGUGUACCUACCUGGUCAGCCCAGACACAUUGAGGACAAUGACAACUAUGACCGAAAGCCUUCUCCAUGCUCGUCCCAGCAUUUAUCCCCAUACCCAUGUCACAGUUCCUGCUCACACCAUGAUGGCAAAAUCAAACAGGAAGAUUCCUUGUAUGCAGAAUAUGGAUUGCCAUCAUCCAAUCCGGCAACGCCAGGUCCUGACCCUUCUCUGGAAUAUAUCUGCAAAAGUGAGACUGCAGCAGCAUAUGAAAAUUUCCGAUCUACCCUAGGUAAAUCAUCCGAUAAUGUUUUACCCACUUCUUCUACCACUUCCCAAAACCUUUACCAACCCCUGAGCCUCAAUGACCAUCAGCAACAUGCCUACCAAUCAGGAACUGUAAACGAUGCCUUCGUACCCCAGAUGCAUCUAUCCUAUGAACAAUAUUCCAGGCCUGACGAUCCAGACCAAAGUUCUCGGUAUGGUUUUGAUGCUCUGCCCCAGAAGAUCUGUUUAAUCUGUAGUGAUGAAGCUUCGGGCUGCCAUUAUGGAGCCCUCACCUGCGGGAGCUGUAAAGUCUUCUUCAAGAGAGCCAUAGAGGGACAGCACAAUUACUUGUGUGCUGGGAGGAAUGACUGCAUUGUUGAUAAGAUCAGAAGGAAGAACUGCCCUUCAUGUCGGCUUAGGAAGUGCUGCCAGGCGGGCAUGGUCCUAGGAGGUCGAAAGUUCAAAAAGUAUAACAGACUAAAACCUGGAAGAGAGCUUGACAGGAUUGCCACCUCCAGCCCCAUGGAAUGUCAGCAGGCUCUAACACGGAGAGUAUCUAACAGUUCGGCACAAGAGGUUCAGUACUUUCCUGAACUGUUGCAGAUUCUACAGAGUAUAGAGCCCGAGGUGUUGUAUGCUGGAUAUGACAACACUAAGCCAGAAACCCCCAGCGCUUUGCUGUGUAGUCUCAACCAAUUAUGUGAGCGACAGCUCCUCUGUGUCGUAAAGUGGUCCAAAUCCCUACCAGGCUUUAGAAAUAUGCACAUUGAUGAUCAGAUUAUCCUCCUGCAAUAUUCCUGGAUGAGUCUGAUGGUGUUUGCUAUGGGAUGGAGAUCCUAUAAGCAUGUCAGUGGGCAGAUGCUUUACUUUGCACCAGAUCUAGUUCUGAAUGAACAAAGAAUGAAAGAUUCCUCGUUUUAUUCCCUCUGUAUAGCAAUGAGGCAGCUGCCGCAGGAGUUUGUGAAAUUACAGAUCAGCCAUGAGGAGUUCCUGUGCAUGAAGGCUCUUCUGCUUCUGAAUACAAUUCCCUUGGAAGGUCUUAAAAGUCAAAGUUAUUUUGAUGAGAUGAGGUCUAAUUACAUUAGAGAACUGGCAAAGGCGAUCAGCCUAAGGCACAAAGGAGUUGUUGCAAGUUCUCAGCGGUUCUAUCACCUAACCAAAGUACUGGACUCCAUGCAUGAACUGGUCAAGCAGCUCCACCUGUACUGCCUCAACACCUUCCUUCAGUCUCGGGCGUUGAGCGUGGAGUUUCCAGAAAUGAUGACAGAGGUCAUAUCGGCGCAGCUCCCCAAAAUCCUCGCAGGGAUGGUCAAACCGCUGAUCUUUCACAAGAAGUGAAUGCUUUUUCCUCUCUGUUCUCCAUACCUAUUUAUUUUCUUUAGUCCAAGCUGUUUGUGUGAUAAAGUUUUGUUUGUAAUUUGUUACAACGAUGGACAAGUGAAUUUGCACUCAGACUGGAGCGCAGUCCACGAGAGACUGCAGCAAAAGUGGAGCGGCUUUCUAUAGCAGCCCCAACCCCCCUUUAAAAAUAUGCAAAAUCUUAAGGUUACCCUAGUCAAAAAAAAAAUCUAAAUGACACUCACUAUCACUGGGAGAGGAAUAUUAGACUAAUCCUCUACACUGCCAGAUGUUUUUAAACAAAACCCAUGUUGCUUUUUUUACUUUUACCGAUUAGCCUAGGUAUGGUGACAUUCAUUUCCCUAUAUGUAGAAAAUUACUUUAACAAGCUUCUAAGUUUGACUGCCCUUGGCAGCCUGGCAUCACUCCCAUGACCCCUUUCACUAUCACCACUAACAAUGCUACCCUCCCGUAUCUAUUCCGAACAGCACUCCUGCUUUCCGCUGACACAUCUGGCAGCCAAUCUGAGCUCUUCUAUCUAUUCUUCUGUCUAUGCUGCACGGCACAAAAGGGAAGUGCCUUAGAGGGUGGGUGUGUAUCACUGGUAGCAUCCGGUGUGUAAAACCAAGGUACAGCGAUGUGCAAGUGAUAACAUUUAAAGUGAACCAGUAUACAUGUGGCAAUAAAUUAAUCAACAUGCAUGUAACAUGAUAGAUAACAUGUGGAAAAAUAAAAAACAACGUCCACAAUUAAUCCACAAAGAUAAGUGAAUAAAGGUGAAGUUCAUAUGAAGUGAUGUGUAGCAGAAAUAAAAUUUGUAUGAACGGAAUUCCACCACCGAAAGGACACCAACUCGUGUGUUGUAGUCUCCUUACCAUAAAUGUAUGACCACCGGUACAGUGGUCAUAGCAGGCGCAGGGAUUUUUAGAGUCUUCCCGGGCAGACUGUCUCCAGAUGAGUGUGCUGAGGGAACCAGUCCAUUAAGCUCAUUCCAAUAGGGGUAUGCUGGAUUCAAACUCACAUGGAAUAAGAAAUAAGGGGGAAUCCCAUAGUGUAGUACCGUAUGAAAAGCGGUUUUAUUAAAGAAUAAAUAUGCACUUACAAUUAAGAAGGCAA